AUGGGAUUUCUGAGCCAAGACCAAGAGCUCUUCCGUGUCGACGACUCACACACUGCAGAAGUAGCAACGAAGCACAAAAAGACUAUCCCCCUAUACAUUGGCCUGACAACCGGUUUCUGCGGCAGUCUCACCUCUUUCUCUACGUUCAUUCGUGACGUGUUCCUCGCUCUUUCCAACGACCUGACCGUACCCCUUGGAUCUUACUCCGAUGUUUCGCUGUUUGCCUCAGCCCCGGUCGGAGCUAGUGCCCCCAAUGGAGGUUUCAGCUUUAUGGCCAUAGUCGCGGUGCUGUUCGUCGAGAUUGGGUUGUCGAUUGUCAGUCUCUUUCUAGGGGCUCAUCUUGCAAUUGGUAUAUCUGCUUGGAUGCCCAAUGUCUCACAGCGCUGGGUGCGCAAAUUUCUGGAUCCCUCUGUGUUCAUACUAGCUGUUUUAUCGUGGGUAGCUGUGAUUUGUCUUGCAGCGUUACUACCCCGAGGCUUAGGCAGAGUCACUCUUUGGAGUACGGAUAUGUGGAGAGGCCCAGUUAUAUUUGCUUUGGUCUUUGCCCCACUUGGUACCUUGGUUCGGUUCUUUGUGUCCUUGCAACUAAACAGCCGUAUCGCGGCAUUUCCACUGGGGACAUUCGUUGCUAAUCUAGGUGGUACAAUGGUGCUGGGAAUGGUGUACUCGCUACAACAUGCUUCAUCCAGUGGAGCAAGCUUUGUUGGUUGUCAAGUACUGCAGGGCAUCAUGGAUGGGUUCUGUGGGUGUCUGACAACUGUGAGUACAUGGGUUUUGGAAUUAUGCGGGCUUCGCAAGAGACACGCGUACUUUUAUGGGACUGUGAGCGUUGUGGUCGCAUUAUGUGCACUUGUUAUAGAGAUUGGAAGCUUGAAGUGGACUACAGGACUUGAUUCGCCCUCAUGUUUCAGAAAUAUUUAG
Molecule: messenger RNA, 921 nt
Organism: Penicillium pulvis
Lineage: Eukaryota; Fungi; Ascomycota; Eurotiomycetes; Eurotiales; Aspergillaceae
Product: FluC/FEX family fluoride channel
Exons: 1
Coding region: 1-921 (306 amino acids)
Biological process (GO): fluoride transmembrane transport
Cellular component (GO): membrane
Molecular function (GO): fluoride transmembrane transporter activity
Source: RefSeq, a predicted model, not a curated record